This is a messenger RNA of Pezoporus flaviventris, 758 nucleotides long. RefSeq names its product transcription factor E2F4-like. The record is from RefSeq and is a predicted model, not a curated record. The coding region runs from base 108 to 758 and encodes 216 amino acids. The transcript has 4 exons. NCBI's taxonomy places the organism in Eukaryota, Metazoa, Chordata, Aves, Psittaciformes, Psittacidae.
GCUCAUCUCAGCCUCCCCUCUGUCAAGUUAAAGCCAUUCCCCCUUGUCCUGUCCCUACAGGCCCUUGUAAAAAAACCCUUUCCAGAUGUCUUGUCUCUGCAAAAUUCAUGUUCUGUUUGGAAAGGGAAUUUCAUGUAUGGUUGUGUUUUGCUUUUGACUUUUCUCAGGGCCUAAACAGGCAGAAGAAAUACCAGAUCCAUCUGAAGAGCACAAAUGGUCCCAUUGAUGUUCUGUUAGUAAACAAAGAUACUUGGAGCUCUCCUCCUGUUGUACUACCUGUCCCUCCCCCUGAAGACCUCAUUCAGUGCAAGGCAUUUGCACCCUCAAAACCACCCAUCCCACCACUCACCCACUUCCAGGAGGCAUCUGUUGCCAGCAGCACCCAGCCCUCAACACCAACACCUGCCAGCACUCAGGAGCACAGCCCUCCUGCACAGAAUCCCACAAGCACAGAAUGCAGUGUCUCAGCAGCAGAAUCCAAGAGCAGCGAUGACGUCGAUCCCAUCGGGAAUGCCUCCAUGUCAGCUGGCCAGCCGGCCAGGUUGGAUACACAGCUGCAACAGUCCUCUGCCUCACUGGACAGCAGCUCCAUCCUACCCAGCCCCUCCACCUGCUUUGAGCCCAUCAAGACUGACCCCACAGAGAUACUGGAACUUCCCAAAGAGCUGUCAGAGAUGUUUGAUCCAAGAAGAGUGCUGGUGGAAUACUUUCUAACCCCGCUGCUAGGCAGAGCCAAGAACACGCCAGCGCUUUGGUAG